UGCACACCCCAGCACAGCUGCAACCCUGUCAUAUCCAGCCCAAGCAUGGCCCAGCCCCAGCCCCAGCCCCAACCCGCGGAAGACUUCCUCACGGGCCCGCCACCCCCGGACGCCCACUGCCGCCGCAUCGACUUCGAAAACACCACUCCCCCCAUCCCCGAAUACAAGAAACUCUGCGCAGCCAUCAUCGACAAUGCCCUCACACCCGCCGAAUGCGAGGAACUCCUCCGCCUCGCCGAAUCCAGCACCGCUCCCCCAGGCAAGCCCCCAGUCUGGGACCGCGCGAUGAUCAACAUCGGCGGCGGCCGCCAAAUCAUCGCCACCGACUCGCGCAACUGCGGCCGCAUCAUCUUCGACACGCCGCUCCUCGCCUCGCGCCUCCUCGCCCGCCUCAUGCCCUUCCUCCACGAUCUCGGCAUCGACCGCGUCGACGACCAACCCCUCGUCACGGGCCUCGCCGGCCGAUACAAAUCUUACCGUCUCACGCGCCUCAACGAGCGUCUCCGCUUCCUCCGUUACGAGGGCGGGGAGUACUUCCGUCCGCACUGGGACGCGUGCUACUCCACUCCGGAUCGGACGGAGAAGUCGUUUUAUACGGUGCAUUUGUAUUUGAAUGGGAGUGGGGAGCAGGAUUUGAGGGAGUUGGAGAGGGAGGGGAGGAGAGCAGAGAGAGAGGAGAGAGAGGGAGCAGGAUAUGCAGAAGGGGGAUGGACGGGGAAUUUGGAUAAGGAGGGGGAGCUGUUGGGUGGUGCGACGUCGUUUUUGCCCAGGUAUGAGGAGAAGGAUCGUCUUUUGAGGGUGUUUCCGAAGAUGGGGUCUGUGUUGGUCUUUCAGCAGAGGGAUUUGUUGCAUGGGGGGGAUCCGGUGUUCAGGGGGAGGAAGUUUACGGUGAGGACGGAUGUGAUGUAUGAGUUGGUGUGAUUGUGAUGGUGAUGUUGAUUGGGAUUGUUUGCUUGACAUAACUACUACAUACUCGGGAGGUAUCCACAGCAGGGCUGAAGGGAAGGCAAUCCACAUCCAUUCCUCCGAGACUCGGUCUGUCAUCUGUUUCAGCGAGUCACACAGGUCAUACUCGGUAGGUCCGUUUGUCGUUUGUUGCCCACCAGAAUUCGGUCUGGAAUACGAAGCUGGUUCAACGCCAAUAGUUCCGAGUAGCUGCAGUAGUCUUCUUUUAGCCCUUCAACCACGAUCGAACCUCCCCGCUGCGUCCCGGACCCACCGACCGAUCGGACAGGAUCUCUCAAUCGACAAACCGGAUGCGGAGGUCUGACCGAAUGACUGGAG
Messenger RNA from Aspergillus heteromorphus CBS 117.55, 1284 nucleotides. RefSeq lists its product as uncharacterized. Gene Ontology annotation, cellular component: endoplasmic reticulum. Gene Ontology annotation, molecular function: procollagen-proline 4-dioxygenase activity; iron ion binding; L-ascorbic acid binding. NCBI's taxonomy places the organism in Eukaryota, Fungi, Ascomycota, Eurotiomycetes, Eurotiales, Aspergillaceae. The record is from RefSeq and is a predicted model, not a curated record. Gene Ontology annotation, biological process: peptidyl-proline hydroxylation to 4-hydroxy-L-proline. The transcript has a single exon. The coding region runs from base 46 to 921 and encodes 291 amino acids.